Molecule: messenger RNA, 432 nt
Organism: Calidris pugnax (ruff)
Lineage: Eukaryota; Metazoa; Chordata; Aves; Charadriiformes; Scolopacidae
Product: protein transport protein Sec31B-like
Exons: 4
Biological process (GO): endoplasmic reticulum to Golgi vesicle-mediated transport; intracellular protein transport; endoplasmic reticulum organization
Cellular component (GO): endoplasmic reticulum exit site; COPII vesicle coat
Molecular function (GO): structural molecule activity; protein binding
Source: RefSeq, a predicted model, not a curated record
AUGGUUGAGGAGCAGCGAACAUCUGCCCAGCAGCUGGAUGCAUCCUUCAGUACAAAUGCCACCUUGGAGAUAUUCGAGGUUGACUUCAGGGAUCCCUCCCUGGACAUGAAGCAGAAAGGAACACUUCCUGCCUCAAACAGGUUUCAUAAGCUGAUCUGGGGUAACUUUGGAAACGGGUCCCCGGAGUCCUCCGGGGUGAUUGUUGGUGGAGGAGAUAACGGUGUGCUGACAAUGUACAGCGUGCACCGGAUCUUGACUUCGAAAAGUGAGCCCGUAAUUGGGCAAACAGAGAAGCACUCAGGUCCUGUUCGAGCUCUUGACUUCAACCCUUUCCAGAGUAACCUCUUGGCUUCUGGAGCCAACGAUUCUGAAAUUUUCAUCUGGGACUUGAAUAACUUCAGUGUGCCUAUGACUCCAGGGGCUAAAUCACAG